AUGUCCGAAAACAGCGACCCGACUGUCACGUCCAUUGGCACUUGGAAAGUCGUGCUCGCGGUAAUGAUCCCACUCUUCGUACUGGCGGUCGUUGCAGCACUGUACUUCUGGCACCGGCACCGCUGCCACCAGAUCAAGAGGAAGUCAGAGAUCGAGCGCGUGGGUACGAUGCUGGACGAGCUGCAGGCGCGGUCCACCAAUAUAGAAGCUAUGUCUUACACAUUCGAGGCCGGCGUGGAACGCGUCAAGAAGAUGGAAACAGAGAUGAGAGUCCGGGAGAACAACUGGAAGCAAGUAUACACUAGAAAUAACGGCACUGAGGUUACCAGCUACUCGUUGCCGCCUCCAGGGCCCUGGGUUGCCAGCCCUCAGUCAAUACCACUCACGCCGACUCCACAUUCGGGCUUUCACGGCAAGGCACCUGCAGGUCCUCGUCCUUUGUCUGGCAACACCUUGCAAGGCGGCUUGCCUCGCUCUGCGCCUGGACUUGAAUAUCUGUCGCGAACACGUUCUGGCUCGGAGUCAGAGGUUGCGCGCUACACAACCCGUCAUCCUCCUUCCACGAUCGCGGAAGAAUCGAGCGCGGGCGGCGGUUCUCCAUUCGACACGCCCGGCAGAAACCACAGCCCGCUCCUUCAGCGAUCCGACGGUAGCUACGUGAUGCUGAAUGCUGUCCAUCCACCGAACGCCGAAGAUGAUGCCACAUAUCCUACGGCUGCGGAGCUGUCGCCGCUACGAAACAAUCCUUCCCACCCUGACCUGGUACCUCAGCCUCUGCAAGUUAUCAAGCGGAACUCAACGGUUAGGGAGCAAUCCACUGGAAAUCUGACUCGAGCCCUGUUAAGGCGCUCAGUCAGCGAUGCAACGCCCGGCAGCGGCUACAUUCGCGCUGGGCUGAACGGCCAGAUCUUCACUUCCUACGGGCGGGGCCAACAUCGCGACGCCGGACCAUCGCCCAUUCCUGAGGCAUCAGCUACGGCUAUCUCACCGUCGAAGCCCCAGCCUGAAAAUCCAUUCACCACACCCCGCGCGAGCACUCUCGCCGCAACGUCUGAACCAGGCUCCGGGACACCGGCAACGAGUCCGCCCCAAAGCACCCUCAAUUCUCCUCGUCGCUUGAGACGCCCAACCAUCCCAUUCUGGCAACAGGAUAUGGAGUGGCGAAUUGUGUUGCAGACCACUGCUGAGUGUUGCCUUUCUUCAUCGCACCAGAGUCUUGAUGGAGCGACUGGACCCCGCAGCGGGCCCAACGAUGCUGUCUCUGUAGACUUGGGAAAGCCUUCGUGUCCAGAGAGCAACAGCACUAGUGACACUAAGUCAACAGAUAGAGAGGAGGUCUUGAAGAAUAAACACAGAAGUCUCCCGGUCCGGGCUCGUCCUCUUCCGCCCAGUCCAACAAAAAGAAGAGCUCUUUCCAAGAUCCCUCGUCUGGCAUCACCUUGCAAGUCAACUUCCGGCAAGAACAAGACGUCCCAGCAUCAUCAACUCUCUAUCAGGAGGGAUGCAAAUCACAAUUCACCCACGCAUUGCAGUUACGAGCAUACACAAUCGGACACCCGGUACAAAGUGCCUACAAUGCUAUGCUCAAGUCCCGCCAAGAAGUUCUCCGAGAGCUAUCCAAGCAGCCAGUGCCUGCCUGGUAUUAAGAGCCCUGUCAAGUUUCAGACUGUGGAUGCCGAAGAAGAUGAGAAGAAGCAGAACAGGGUGACUUCUUCAGAUGACAUACUCGGACGUGCAGCAAUUUUGAAGGAAAUGAGCGAAGCACUGAGACAGUUGGAUGAAGCGGAUGAGCCCCGUUGA
Molecule: messenger RNA, 1800 nt
Organism: Neoarthrinium moseri
Lineage: Eukaryota; Fungi; Ascomycota; Sordariomycetes; Amphisphaeriales; Apiosporaceae
Exons: 4
Coding region: 1-1800 (599 amino acids)
Source: RefSeq, a predicted model, not a curated record